Messenger RNA from Candoia aspera, 4611 nucleotides. RefSeq names its product SLIT-ROBO Rho GTPase activating protein 1 (gene SRGAP1). The record is from RefSeq and is a predicted model, not a curated record. The transcript is spliced from 22 exons. Gene Ontology annotation, cellular component: cytoplasm. Gene Ontology annotation, biological process: signal transduction; negative regulation of cell migration. Lineage: Eukaryota; Metazoa; Chordata; Lepidosauria; Squamata; Candoiidae. The coding region runs from base 864 to 4058 and encodes 1064 amino acids. Gene Ontology annotation, molecular function: GTPase activator activity; protein binding.
CGCAGGGAGGGGAAAGAACCCGAUAGGCACUUGGACACCGCUGGGCAGGAGGGUAAAGUCUUUCUCUUUGCUUGAGCGCCUUCGGAUGGGCUGUUCGUUUCCCCUUUCCCGUUUCAGGCGAGCAGCUGAGGCGGCGGCGGCGGCAAAGCGGUGGGUCCAGCCGAAAGCUUGGCGGCAGCAGCAGCCGGAGGAGGAGAGGCGAGUGGGAGCCGGCGGAGGAAAGAGCGAAGCGAGUGGGUGCAAGAACUUUGUUUAGAGGGCGAGGCUGCGGACUUCUCCGGGAGACGCUUUGAGGGGCUGCUGGAGAUCGAGGUUAGACGGCGCCUCGCCCAGGUCUCUUGGGAGUGGGUCGCCUGCGUAGCUCUUGCUCUCCGGGAGGAGGCGACAACAGCAAUAACAGCUGCCGACAGAAAUCUGAGUGCCGCCGGACGCGCCGGAGACUAGCCGAGCACGACCCGGGAUCCAUCCCUUCUCCCCGCGAGAGUCAGGCGAUGCUUCGAGGGGCCGCUCGACGGUGCCGCUGACUUAAGCGAGGCUUCGGAGAAGAGCAGCCGCGGGAGGGAGGGAAAGGAGGCGAACGCCCCGCCGCUUGCUGCUCUCCCUUACCCAAUUCUUGCUGCUGGAGAUGGUGCCCGCCCCAGGAUUAGUGUAAAGGCUUAUCUUCAGCCCCUCUUUUUUGUGGAGGUGAGCUGGGAGGACCUGCGCCAUCAACUCCGAGAACCGGCAGGCUCUGGCGUGGGACGCGUUGCUUAGUGCCGCGCCUAACCCCGUCGGUCCCCCUUUCUCUGUGGGAAGACAAUAAUCCUGUAAUCCCAACUCCGGAGUCUUCUCUAGCGGUGUAAGAAGAAAAAAUCGUGUGGAUAAUGUCAUCCUCAAGCAGAUUCAAAAAGGACAAAGAGAUCGUAGCCGAGUACGAAAGUCAAGUGAAAGAAAUUCGAGCUCAGCUAAUAGAACAACAGAAAUGUCUCGAGCAGCAGACUGAGAUGAGAGUGCAGCUUCUUCAAGACUUGCAAGAUUUCUUUCGUAAAAAGGCAGAAAUAGAAACGGAAUAUUCCCGAAAUCUAGAGAAGUUAGCUGAAAGGUUCAUGGCAAAAACAAGAAGUACUAAAGAUCAUCAACAGUACAAGAAAGACCAGAAUCUACUAUCUCCAGUAAAUUGUUGGUAUUUACUUCUCAACCAAGUGAGAAGAGAAAGCAAAGACCACGCAACCCUCAGCGAUAUCUACCUGAACAAUGUCAUCAUGCGUUUUAUGCAGAUAAGUGAAGAUUCCACCAGAAUGUUCAAGAAGAGCAAAGAAAUUGCAUUCCAGCUUCAUGAGGAUUUAAUGAGGGUUCUUAAUGAGCUUUACACGGUCAUGAAAACAUACCAUAUGUAUCAUACUGAGAGCAUCAGUGCAGAAAGUAAAUUGAAAGAGGCUGAAAAGCAAGAAGAAAAACAAAUUGGCAGGUCAGGAGAUCCUGUUUUUCACCUUCGACUGGAAGAAAGACACCAAAGACGGAGUUCAGUGAAGAAAAUUGAAAAAAUGAAAGAAAAACGUCAAGCAAAAUACUCUGAAAACAAACUGAAAUCUAUUAAAGCCAGAAAUGAGUAUCUGCUAACCCUUGAAGCAACGAAUGCUUCUGUUUUCAAAUAUUAUAUUCAUGACCUUUCAGACCUGAUUGAUUGUUGCGAUCUUGGAUAUCAUGCAAGCCUGAACAGAGCCUUAAGAACAUAUCUCUCUGCAGAAUAUAACCUUGAAACCUCACGACAUGAGGGCUUGGACAUCAUUGAAAGUGCUGUUGACAAUCUGGAGCCCCGAAGUGACAAGCAGAGAUUCAUGGAAAUGUAUCCAACAGCCUUUUGUCCCCCAAUGAAAUUUGAUUUCCAACCCCAUAUGGGUGAUGAGGUUUCUCAGGUCAGUGCUCAACAGCCAGUUCAAGGGGAACUCAUGCUAAGGUAUCAGCAACUUCAGUCUCGACUGACAACAUUGAAAAUUGAAAAUGAAGAGGUUAAGAAGACAACAGAAGCUACUUUACAGACAAUACAAGAUAUGGUCACCAUUGAAGACUAUGAUGUUUCUGAAUGUUUCCAGCACAGUCGCUCCACUGAGUCUGUGAAGUCAACAGUUUCUGAAACCUACUUGAGCAAGCCUAGCAUUGCUAAAAGAAGAGCUAACCAGCAGGAGACUGAACAGUUCUAUUUCAUGAAAUUCAGAGAGUACCUGGAAGGAAGCAAUCUUAUCACAAAGCUUCAGGCAAAACAUGAUUCACUGCAGCGGACUCUUGGAGAAGGUCACAGGGCAGAAUAUAUGACUACAAGCAGAGGACGAAGGAACUCACACACCAGACAUCAGGACUCAGGACAAGUAAUCCCCCUCAUUGUAGAAAGCUGUAUCCGAUUUAUCAAUUUGUAUGGUCUUCAACACCAGGGCAUUUUCAGGGUCUCGGGCUCUCAGGUGGAGGUCAAUGAUAUUAAAAAUUCAUUUGAGAGAGGUGAAAAUCCUUUGGCAGACGACCAAAGUAACCAUGAUAUUAACUCAGUUGCUGGAGUAUUGAAGCUCUAUUUCCGAGGGCUGGAGAAUCCUAUUUUUCCUAAGGAAAGAUUUAAUGAUCUUAUUUCUUGUGUCAGAACAGAAAAUCUCUAUGAGAGAGCUCUUCACAUACGUAAACUCUUGCUGACAUUGCCCAGAUCAGUCCUUAUAUUACUAAGAUAUCUCUUUGCCUUCCUCAAUCACCUUUCUCAGUACAGUGAUGAAAACAUGAUGGAUCCUUAUAAUCUGGCCAUUUGUUUUGGCCCAACAUUAAUGCCCAUUCCAGAUAUACAAGAACAAGUGUCAUGCCAGGCUCAUGUAAAUGAAAUAAUCAAAACCAUUAUCAUUCACCAGGAGAUCAUUUUCCCAGAUACCAAGGAACUAGAUGGCCCAGUAUAUGAAAAGUGUAUGGCAGGUGAUGACUACUGUGACAGCCCUUAUAGUGAACAUGGUACCUUAGAAGAAGUGGAUCUGGAUGCUGGGACAGAAGUACAAACCAGUGAUGAUGAAUGUGAUCCAAUAGAAGCUAUAGCCAAGUUUGACUAUGUUGGAAGAUCUGCACGAGAACUCUCUUUUAAGAAAGGAGCCUCACUGCUUUUAUAUCAUCGAGCUUCUGAUGAUUGGUGGGAAGGAAGACAUAAUGGAAUUGAUGGCCUUGUACCCCACCAAUAUAUAGUGGUUCAAGAUAUGGAUGAUACAUUCUCGGAUACACUGAGCCAAAAAGCAGAUAGUGAAACCAGCAGUGGGCCAAUACUCGAAGACAAAUCUUCUUCCAAAGAUAUGAGUUCACCAACAGAUUGUAAUCCUGAUGUAUAUUUAGGAAGGCAGCGCAAGAGAUCUGAACUCCCACUUUCUGGCAGACGUCCUGGCAGGACCAGCGAUGGACACUGCCCGGUACACCCACCACAUGGCCUUGCCAAUUCCACACUGGAAUUAGUUUCCUCCAGUAUGGCAAGUCACAAUACUUCUCGAGCUGCCCUUCAGAACCACAGCCUCACGACAGAUAGCCCAGAAAGGAGACGGAAACCUGGCCACAGCAGCCUCACCAAUAUUAGCAGACACGAAUCGCUGAAAAAAAGUGACAGCCCUCCAAUUAGAAGAUCAACCUCAUCUGGCCAGUACCCAGUUUUCAAUGACCACAAACCACUUGACCCCGAGUCAAUUGCUCAGGAUAUUGAGGAAACAAUGAAUACGGCUCUAAAUGAACUCCGGGAACUGGAACGCCAGAGUUCUGCAAAACAUGCUCCAGAUGUUGUCCUUGAUACCUUGGAACAAGUGAAGAAUCCUCCCACCAGCACCAGCUCAACAGAAUCCUUGAGCCCUCUUCACAACAUCACGUUAAGAAGGGCUGAACCUCAGAUUCGUCGUAGCACUAGUUCUUCCAGUGAUACUAUGAGUACCUUCAAGCCCAUGGUAACACCAAGAAUGGGGGUGCAGCUGAAGCCACCUGCACUGAGACCAAAGCCAGUCGUUCUUCCAAAAACAAACCCAAGCAUAGGCCCCUCUUCUCCUUCCCAAGGCCCAGCUGACAAGUCUUGCACGAUGUAAAAAACAAGAAGCCAAGUGUGGAGUGAGCUACUGAAAGAAUGGAUCGGUGAUAGUUGUCUGAAUUCCAGUGUACUAUUAGUUUAUAUUUAGAAAAGGAGAGGCUUGUUUUUUAAAUGUUAAAGUCUCAAGCUACCUACUUUAACAUGGGUAUUUAAUAGGUGUUGGGUUCAAUUUUUAAACUGGAGCAGUGUCCUCAUUUGCAAUAUAUGCUUAACACAGUCAGUUAAAGACCCAGUGGGUGCAUUUGUACAACAUGCUGAGCUUGGUUAGAUUGGGUUGGGGGAGUAUAGUUUAGCACAUUGCACAAACCCAGUCUAUUUAGUUAGUUAAUGAUCCAAUGGAAAGGCAUAAAAUCACAUGUGUUGUGUAUGCCAUUUUAAAGCAGCAGGGAUACACACUUUUACUUGAAACCUCCACACUGCACCUUUUCUAAUGAAAGCACCACAAGUCACUGCCAGCCUCCCACUAAUUUAAUCAUGACUGUAGUUUUAAGACUUCACAAAGAAUUGUGGUUAUUUGAAAUGAAUUUGUUAAUAAAUAGGGCUUAUUUUUA